AUGCUCUUUCCGGGGCUGGGGUUCGGGCAGUACGUCUUGGCGGUUGAGAGUUGUAGCUUAUUCCCUCGAAUACAACACCACCUUUAUAAAUCUCGCAUCAUUGCGGCCGUUGCAUAGUUCUUCAUCUUCACGCCUCUGCCCGCAUACAAUCGUUGCUUAUCUCCAAAUCUUCGUCCUCGUUCUCCCGAAGCCACACCGAAGUUCUCCAAAACGUCACCCAAGAUCCAUCAACAUGAAGGCUUCUCAGAUUCUCUCCAUGCUCGGCUUUGCCGCCUUCGCCCUGGCCCAAAGCGAGAGCCUGGCUCCUUCACCCACGGAGAGCGUGGGAUGUGAGCCUCACGGCGACCACUGGCACUGCGAGGGCGCUCGCGCCACCACUGCCGCAGCAGUCAGCGGAACCACUCUCGUCACCAGCGUUGCCGCUGCGACCACAACCGCAACUGAGGACCACGAUCACGACCACGAUGAUGACGACCACUCUUCCGGCACCGGCAGCCUUGCUCCCUCCCCCACUGAGUCUGUCGGCUGCGAGCCUCACGGUGACCACUGACGAUACAACGACGGAAUAAUGGGCCUUGACUCGAGGUAUUUAAUGGGUACACGA
Molecule: messenger RNA, 604 nt
Organism: Colletotrichum phormii
Lineage: Eukaryota; Fungi; Ascomycota; Sordariomycetes; Glomerellales; Glomerellaceae
Exons: 3
Coding region: 233-550 (105 amino acids)
Source: RefSeq, a predicted model, not a curated record